Molecule: messenger RNA, 2795 nt
Organism: Scomber scombrus (Atlantic mackerel)
Lineage: Eukaryota; Metazoa; Chordata; Actinopteri; Scombriformes; Scombridae
Gene: ss18
Product: SS18 subunit of BAF chromatin remodeling complex
Exons: 10
Coding region: 90-1151 (353 amino acids)
Biological process (GO): positive regulation of transcription by RNA polymerase II
Cellular component (GO): nucleus
Molecular function (GO): transcription coactivator activity
Source: RefSeq, a predicted model, not a curated record
CUGUUGAUCUGAGUUCUACCGAUUUGUGAAGUGUGAGCUAAUUUUGACGUUUAUGCACUUGCUCACUUUCAUUUUAUAACAGUAUCACCAUGUCGGUGGCGUUUGCACCUCACAGGCAGCGUGGGAAGGGUGAUAUAACACCCGCUGGAAUACAAAAGUUACUAGACGAAAACAACCAGCUGAUUCAGUGUAUAAUGGACUUUCAGAGCAAAGGAAAAACAGCAGAGUGUUCACAAUAUCAACAGAUGCUGCAUAGAAAUUUAGUGUACCUGGCCACAAUAGCAGACUCCAAUCAGAACAUGCAGUCUCUCCUUCCGGCUCCACCCACUCAAAACAUGCCCAUGGGCCCUGGUGGGAUGAACCAAAGUGGACCCCCUCCCCAGCCUCCUCACGGUCACAACAUGCCCUCUGAGGGUAUGGUCAGUGGUGGCCCUCCAGCCCCACACAUGCAGAACCAGAUGAAUGGACAGAUGCCUGGGCCUAAUCACAUGCCCAUGCAAGGUCCCGGACCAGGCCCCAACCAGCCCCCAAACAUGCCCAGUGGCUCUAUGAAUAUGCCCCCCAGCAGCCACGGCUCAAUGGGUGGUUACAAUCACGCUGUCCCUUCCUCCCAGGGCAUACCAGCUCAGAGCCAAAUGAACAUGACCCAGGGCCAGCCCAUGGGAAACUAUGGGCCACGGCCAAACAUGAACAUGCAGCCCAAUCAAGGCCCUAUGAUGCACCAGCAGCCUCCUUCCCAGCAGUAUAACAUGCCUCCUGGUGGUGGCGGUCAGCACUACCAAGGGCAACAAAACCCAAUGGGCAUGAUGGGCCAGGUCAACCAAGGAAAUCAUGUCAUGGGGCAGAGGCCAAUGCCCCCCUACAGACCCCCACAACAAGGUAAUGCCCAGUAUGGCCAGCAGCAGGAAGCAUAUCAGCAAGGCCCUCCCCAGCAGCAGGGUUACCCUCCUCAACAGCAGUACCCAGGUCAGCAGGGCUACCCACCACAGCAGCAGGGUUACGGCCCCUCCCAAAGUGCCCCAGGACAGUACCCCAACUAUCCUCAGGGCCAGGGACAGCAGUAUGGAGCCUAUCGCCCCCCUCAACCUGGACCCCCACAGGGCCAGCAGCAACGCCCUUAUGGCUAUGACCAGGGGCACAUGAGGAAAUAAAGACCCGGGGAUUUGAACCCCUGACUAGCUCUGUAAGAAGCAAAGGGCCAGUAUGGAAAUUACCAGCAAUGAGAGAUGGUCACAGCAAACCCACACACCUCUGCUCUGAUCUCUGUUUGAGCUUUGACCUCUGGUCAACUGCUAAGCAGACUUUAAUGAUGGUUGCAGCUCACUGAGAUUCUCUCAGACACGAACAUACAACACUCAAAAAACAAGAUUCGCUUCCCCCUCUCUUUGGGAUCCUAUCAUUGCCUAUAAAAAUAUAUUAAGUUUAUCAUGUCCAUUGACUUGAUGACAUCAAAAUCCACAACUCGCCCUCUGGUCCAGUAUGUCUCAAAGCAGCAAUGCCUUAAAAAAAUGGAACUGCCUUAUCCUUUAGCAUUGCAUAUUGUGAAACAGGCUAACACAAAUUUUGGAUAUCAGAGAUGAUUCAAAUGUACAGAGUUUCAUUCUACUGUGGUGCAUUGUUUCUCUAUCCAGCUCCCUGUUCAUAAGAAGCAAUAAUGCCAGCAGUAGGGAAAUGCGUGGGGGCUUAGAGAUAAUGAACCCGACAAACUUCCCGCUAGGCCAUGGUACAUGUCUUAAUGUAUGUGAUGAUGUAAAAAUAUAUUUUAUGCUUUUUAGAUCAAGCUAACUUUGUAUAAGACAUUGGAAAGUAGUACUGAAGUUGUGUUGUUUAUUUCAUGAAGUGUAUGUGUCAAUGUUUUUUUUGUUUUUUGUUUUUUUUAAUGAUCCCAUCCAGCACAUUUUGUUUUGUAUUUUACUGUUACAUUGAAUUGUAUAGCUAUUCAAUUAGAUCUGCCACUUCAAUAACAUGGCCAGUGCAUGAAUUUGUUGUGUAAAAAUGGAAGUCUAAUUGAGAAGCCCUGAAGGACAAAUAUGAACAACGAACAGCAGAAAAUGUUUAAUGUUGUAAAACACAUGUAACGAUUGCUGUAUUCUGUGUUUGGCUAUGCUUUUUAAGUCAAUGAAAAAACUGUAAAAUUUGGAUCAUGAAUACAAACUUUUUUCUCUCUUUUUUUUUUACAUUACCUGACAAAAUAAUGGCCUUGGCCUUUAUUUGACAAAUGUGUGCCCAGAGGGAUGAUAUGUAGCAGAUGCCACUGCAAAUUGUAUGCCUAAGUUGAUGCUCUCUAGAGUAUUUUUUCACCCUUCAUCUAUACAAGCACCUCAGUCUUGUCCAUUGACUGCAAAUUGGUGAAUGGGAAAGAUCUAACGUGAUAGAAUAAAUAUUUCUGACAAGUACUUAGUUUUGUUAGUCUUGACAAUGCUGGAAUCCCUUUUUCCCUUUGAAUAAACGUCUAAGUUGAUGUCAUUCAAAUAGUGUUGUGUGUGAAUAUUAAAGAUUGUUACUGUCAAAUAUGUAACAUAAGAUGUGAAAAUUAUGUUCUGAAAUGGAUUCCUUAAUUUCACAGUAAAGACUGGUUGUGCAGUUUUAUAUCACUGGCUUGGUAUCUGUUUUAUGGUGCAUACUUUAUUGAUCCCAUAUGUACAGCGGCAUAGAGAAGAGGAAUUCAUUGUCCUCUGAUAUUGUUUAUAUGGCUGUUUUAAUAUUUUGCAUACUGCACCCCAUCCACAUGGUGGUCACAUUUGUGUCAUGGCAAUGUAUAACUGUACAUUAUAAUAAAUUGGAAGAAUCUUUAA